Messenger RNA from Megalobrama amblycephala (Wuchang bream), 1309 nucleotides. RefSeq names its product theg spermatid protein (gene spmap2). Bases 113 to 1084 code for a protein of 323 amino acids. The record is from RefSeq and is a predicted model, not a curated record. Gene Ontology annotation, biological process: spermatogenesis. Lineage: Eukaryota; Metazoa; Chordata; Actinopteri; Cypriniformes; Xenocyprididae. The transcript has 9 exons.
GUGACACGUAACGCGCCGUUGGGCAGCUGACGCUCGGACAGGUUAAAGCACACGUUUCUGUUCCAGAGUUUGGCUACUAACUACUGGAAGCUGUUGUGUUUAUAGAGCAGUGAUGCGCUUCAUCAUGGUCACGCGCACAGACCGCCUCGCGCAGCCCAAACCAAACCUGCUCAGAUUCCCAGACAGGCGCUCAGUAUACUGGCUUGAUGAACUCCCAACCAGGACAAAGAACACCUCCACAACUGCCUUUGAACUGACUCCUCGCUUGGAGAAGCUCACCCAGAGCAAACAAUCAAGCCGUUUCUAUGAGGAGAGCAGAAGGUCACCGGAGUGGGUGGUAAGUGCAGCAGCGCUAAAAGCAUGUCCUUCUCAAAGAGUGUGUUCACUGGCUCUGCCUCGUGUGCCGGUUGAUGGAUGGCAGCCCGAUCGCCCCCUUCUGGCUCCUUUGAGUACUGCAGUUAAAACAGCCAAGCCAAGUCCAAGGAUACGUCAUUUAGCCCAACCAAAGAGAGCGAAGAUGGUGUCGACACACUUCAGCGUCGAUUCAAGCACCCACGCGUUUGGCAUUCCCACCACACCCUCCUCACGAAUACUGCAGCUGGCCUCUCCUAAGCAGGUUCAUGCGCAGCACGCUUUGGCCAGGCCGGUCUCUUGGCCAGUUCCGGAUCGUGUUCUGAAGGCUGUAGCCAGCGAGAGAGUGCAGACGCUGGCUCGACCCAAGUCACGUCAGGCCCUGUUUGAGGGGUACGACCCCUACCGGGUCAGUCCUGCCGCACGGGCAGCCACGGCCUCCCCCAGACUGCUGGAGCUGUCUUUACCCUUACCACGCAAAUGUUUUCUGGAAAGUCUUUAUCCUCUUCACAUGAAAAACACGUCUUUUUUGAACCUCCACAGCAUCGGUCUCAACACCUCAGUGGACAUUUUCGGUGGUCUUUGGCUAAGAACUCCAAGGGGAGGUGAAACACUCAUUUACAUGUUAUUGAAUGAGAAUCCGCAGCAUACUGUACAUGUUUCAAUAUCCUGUUCUAAUGGGACUUUAGGGGAGUUGAUAACUGAAAUGUGUGCUUCCUCUGAGCAGUUGUGAUUAUUUACCAUCUGUUUAUGACAGACCAAGGGUUUGACAAAGUUAUUUUACAUUAGAACAUAAAUCAUUUGAAUCUGUCAUCUCCAUAUAUACAGUUUAUUUCUCUGACUUACUAUAGUUCAUGUACUUUCACUGUUUUAUCAUUUCACGUAGAAAAAAUGAAUUGGGAAAACAGUUAUAACACAAUGCCAUGCAGAAAAUAAAAUGCAAGUCUUUAGAAAAGCA